Molecule: messenger RNA, 1788 nt
Organism: Anthonomus grandis grandis
Lineage: Eukaryota; Metazoa; Arthropoda; Insecta; Coleoptera; Curculionidae
Product: EF-hand domain-containing family member B-like
Exons: 10
Coding region: 107-1723 (538 amino acids)
Source: RefSeq, a predicted model, not a curated record
UUGCUAAGUUAUGAACGUUUUAUUUCAACUUAACCUUUUUACUGGAAACCCUCACAAUGACAUUAACCAUUUUACAGUAAACCGUAUUUGUAUUUAGAACAGCAAUAUGGCAGGAAAUUAUGGAAAAUUCAAAGACAGAAGCCCAAUAAUUUGCGCAGCGGGAAAAUCAUCGGGAGACGUAAACGAGAAUGUGCCCUCCGUCUUAAAGCAAUACAAAGUGGUGGACGAGAUCGAAGCGCUUAAGCAUGACGCUAAAAUUUGGAAAGAAGAGGAAUUUAAACUACCCAGAAAAUUGCCGCCGAUCCAAAAUAAGCAAUUUUUGGGAACAAAUACAGAGAUUAGUACGAUUCUAAGACCUCCAACAAUGACAAGAUAUCAACAGCUAAUCCAAGACCUAAAAGAUACACCCUAUUCUUCAUAUUGGAACGCCCAAAUUGGAAAAAGUAGAGACCCUACUCCAGGAUUACCAAUUGGAAUGAUCCCGGUGGAAACUACUUUUGGUGAACCUUCGAAAAAGGAUAUAACAGUAAAAGAAUUGGUGAACCCGCCAAAAGGACCAUAUGAGGUUUUAAGAGAAAGUCAGGUUGGUCAUGAGAUGUAUAAGAAGACUCACGAUGACUACAAUCCUUCUGAGAGAAUCUGUAGGGGAUAUAGAAGCCCGCCCUACGAUUCUCAUAAAUGCUUCGGCGGAAGAACUAAAUACGACCCUAGAGGAAUAUGGGUGAAAUGCGCCUGCGAUUGGUACAAAAAAGAGCCGCUCGUCCACGCCAACAAAUAUCAGUCAGAUUUUUUUAAUAGGACCAAACCGCAACUGGGGAAAGUGCUCGCACCGAAUAACAAUAUUGAUUGUGUACCAAAAGGCCACGUCUUCGGAGAUCCUUCCAAACAAGACUUUUACACUGUUGAGGAUCUUUUAAAGGAUUCAAAUGUCCAGCCGUGCGUUUUUAAGAGGGAUUUUUAUGAAUGGCUGGCGUCUCUCAAUAAGGUGCGGAUUUUAAUCAAAGAAAAGACGAAACAUGGGUUUAAUUUACAGGAAACCUUUAAAAGAGCUUUGCAUUUGGAUACUUUAAAGUCUGGCCUAUUACCCCUCGAAAUUUUAUAUGAAAUAUUCGGAUAUUAUCACAUUUUGUUACCAAAUGAGCUGAAAUAUCUUUGUGAUCACCUCAACUACAUCUCAGACGGUAAAGUUAUUUAUAGGAAAUUUAUUGAUCUUCUUGACAUUAACAAGGAUCCAAACGAUAUAAGAAGAAUCGAUGAUAUCCCAGAAAAAAGCAAAUAUUACAUCUCCACUUCUCAGGCCGCCAGUUGCGACUAUUUGUUCAUAAAUAAUACCAAUUUGCCUCCCGCUGGUGUUCCCUCGGUAAGGCAAGAUUUACCGCGACCUGUGGCUCCUCCUGGGGGCUGUAGAGCCGAUAUAGAAAAUUUGGGUAACGAAUCGUCGGCCAAAUCAGCGCUAAAUCCCAGUAUUUACAUCAACUACGGGUUGAAUUAUAGAGACUUUUUCUUGCCUAGAUCACCUGAAGUUAUGCGGUCCCUAUUUGAAAAAAUCGGCUACAACUUUCCAGGAGACAAUUUCCAAAAACUAUGGGACAUGGGAGUCAAAAUAGAUCGAACUGGGCAAGUAUGCGUUGACACUUUUAAAAAACUCGUGCAAAAUCGUUGUCCCGGUUUAAAACUACGCGUGGACGAAAAGCAGAUCGAAUGCGACAGGGGAUUUCCUUAAACAAUGUUAUUUUAUUACACUAUAUUUAUUAUAUACAUAAAUAAAAUGUGAGUUUCUAAAAACUA